Molecule: messenger RNA, 1456 nt
Organism: Durusdinium trenchii
Lineage: Eukaryota; Dinophyceae; Suessiales; Symbiodiniaceae
Source: the annotation of a GenBank genome assembly
AGCGCGUUUCCGGACUCAGCUUUACUUGCCUCAUCCGCUCGGUUUGAAUGGGCAAAAAGGGCAAGAAGCAGGUGGGAAAGGCCAAACCAGGCAAGAAGCCUUCCAAGAGGGCUUGGCGAAAGGCGGAUGUCGAAGAUGUAGAAGAGGCGCUUGAGGACGACCGCUUGGUAAACAAGCUCAAAAGACAGGCUUUGAAAGGCUCGACGACAGAGCAGGAAGACUUGGAGGCCUUGUUUACCGUGGAUACCAAGGGGUCCUUUGAAGGGGUCUCUCAAGCGUCUCGCAGGGAGUUGGCACGUCGGAAGAUCUUCCCAGAGAAACCUCCCAAGCUGGGCCUCACUGGCUCCGAGGAGGCCAAGGUGGAGCGAACCCUCCAGAGGUUGGCCAACAGGCGAGAGGAGCCCAAAAAGGGCCCAGAGGUCUUUGAUCUUUGGUCCAUGCCGACCAAGGCAGAGCAGUGGAAGGCAGAGAAGGACGACGAGGAGUUGGGUGGCUUUCGAAUCCGAAAGCAGCCAAAGCCUAUGCCAGUCCACACGCCCAAAACGUUGCACCAGCAGGUCAGCUCUGCCCCAGCAGUGCUUCCGGCACAUGAGGGCCAAUCGGUGAAUCCCCACAACGACGCAUAUGAAGACCUGGCCUGCAUGGCAGCAGCCAAAGAGCUGGAAAAAGAGCAGGAGGCCAAGUUGUUGUACCGCACGCAGCGCCCGAUCACUGCAGAGCUCAAAGAUGCUUUGGGCGAUGAUGCCGUGAAUGCCAUGGACGAACCCACGCGAAUCGAGACGUACAGAAAGCUUUUUUGUGCCGAUGCUCCCAAGCAAGAGGAGGGAGAGACUGAGGAGGCCUAUGAGAAGCGAAUAGCGAAAUUCAAGAGGAAAUCGCAGUCGCAGAAAAACAAAGAGCGAAAAAGAAAGUUCAUGGACCAUAAGCAGGCACAGCUGAAAGCUCAGCGGCGUCUGGAGAAGUCCGUGGGUGAAGUGAGCUUCAUUUUGAAGGACCUCAAAGAAGAAGAGCACUUGCAGAAUGAGCGCAAAGCGUAUCGCCAGGCGAUGCGCCAGCAGCGUAAGGACCUCGAAGUCCAGAACGGCAUCAUGGACCCCACCACAAGGUUGGGUCGCGGCAAAGCUCCUGAGGAGGAGUUAGCCGUGCCGGAUGAAGAUCAUACCGGCAGCCUGAGACAGAUCCCGAUCAAGGCCAGCGCGGUCCGAGAUCGACUGUCGUCCAUUCUGCGCAGAGGCCUCCUGCCAUCCAAAGCUGAGAGUGCUUUGGAGGGCAGAGGGCGGAAGAAGAAGUCGCUGAAGUGGCGACACAAAAAGAAGAUGGUGUCUCCGUUGCUGCGGGACAAUAUGGUCACCCGAUGACUGUCUGGUGAAAUGAAUGCUUCUCCGAAAUCCAUUUGUCUCACCAUCGUUAAUGAGCCUUUCCAAGGACCUGUGUCCAGAAAAGGGGGACACGCCCC